This is a messenger RNA of Suillus subalutaceus, 833 nucleotides long. Its product is annotated as mago nashi. Bases 73 to 522 code for a protein of 149 amino acids. The transcript has 7 exons. NCBI's taxonomy places the organism in Eukaryota, Fungi, Basidiomycota, Agaricomycetes, Boletales, Suillaceae. Gene Ontology annotation, biological process: RNA splicing. Gene Ontology annotation, cellular component: exon-exon junction complex; nucleus. The record is from RefSeq and is a predicted model, not a curated record.
CUUGCCAAUCCCUCUCACUAAUAUUCCAAUUUGAGCUUGGUCAAGCUUGUCAAGUCUCAACAAUAGACCGCUAUGUCUUCCCAUGACAGUGACCCAUUCUAUCUCAGAUACUACACUGGCCAUUCAGGAAAACACGGCCAUGAAUUCUUGGAGUUUGAGUACUCCCAUGGUCGUCUUCGAUAUGCCAACAACUCGAAUUAUAGGAAUGACAGUUUGAUCCGGAAAGAAAUGUGGGUUGGGCCGUUAGUGGUCAAGGAGCUCAAGCGCAUUGUGGAAUCGAGCGAAAUCACAAAGGAAGACGAUACGAACUGGCCGAAAAAAAACAUCGUUGGAAAGCAAGAACUGGAGAUACGUGUGGGCAAUGACCACAUUGCUUUCGAGACUGCGAAAAUCGGGUCGCUUGUUGAUAUCCAAGACAGCGAGGAUCCUGAAGGACUUCGUGUAUUUUACUACCUUGUACAAGACUUGAAGUGUUUGAUAUUCUCCCUCAUUUCUCUUCACUUCAAGAUCAAGCCUAUCUAGCUACAUUCGUAUUUCUUGGGCCAGGUCCAAAUGGCGCACCAUCAUCACCACAAAUGUUACCUUUGUAUCACCCUAAAAUUCAGGCAACGCUGCUUAAAUCACUUUACGAACCUAUUCUCGAUGAACGGUCCUGUCUUCGGGACUGGCUGGCAUGGAUAGACUGUAUCUAGGCUCAGUGCGCCAGAACCACUAGACCUCCAUGCUUUGUCACUCUAGGCUGUUGUAUUAAUGCUCGCAACUGGCUACAAGUCGCAAAUUAGUUCUCCACCUCAAAUAUCUCCCAAUAGGCCAUGUAAGAGGGUAUUUGUGGC